Folsomia candida is the source of this 2811-nucleotide messenger RNA. RefSeq lists its product as uncharacterized. The transcript has a single exon. Gene Ontology annotation, biological process: DNA integration. The record is from RefSeq and is a predicted model, not a curated record. Gene Ontology annotation, molecular function: nucleic acid binding. NCBI's taxonomy places the organism in Eukaryota, Metazoa, Arthropoda, Collembola, Entomobryomorpha, Isotomidae. Bases 1 to 2811 code for a protein of 936 amino acids.
AUGACUGCCAUCGAAACCAUCUUCGGAUGGACCCUCAGCGGACGACUCCCUCGAAUAGAAUCGACAGCAAUGCUCACCUUAUCGUCAGCCCUGAUGUGUUAUCAAGCCUCCGUGUCUGAGUUGUGGAGCUUGGAGACAAUUGGGAUUAUGGACUCGGCCGAGGUGAAAUGUAAAGAAGAAAGAGAGCGUGAAACUCAACAGCAUUUCCAAAAUACAGUUUCACGAGGUGGGGACGGAAGAUACACUGUUAAGCUACCAUGGAUUAGCACCGCUCCCCCCAUUCCAAGCAAUAGGCAGAUUGCCAUGAAGAGACUCGAGUCGACAACCCGGAAAUUGGCCGCAGUCGGAAUGAUAAAUACAUACGACCAGAUGUUCAGUGAUUGGCUGGCUGAAGGCAUUAUUGAGGUUGUGGACCAGAUUGAUAUUGGAUCAGAAGUUGGGCGAGUUCACUAUCUUCCUCAUCAUGCAGUUAUCAAGCCCCAAAGUUUGACAACGCCGGUGAGGCCUGUUUUUGACGCCUCUUGUAAAGUGAGCAGGAACCCGUCUCUCAACGACUGCUUGGAGAAAGGUCCAAACCUACUGGAACUCAUCCCGUCCAUACUGUUAAGAUUCAGGGAGAAGAAGAUUGGGGUUAUCGCCGACAUACGUAAAGCGUUCGAGAUGAUCUAUGUAUCACCAAGUGAUCGCAAUUAUCUACGAUUCUUAUGGUGGGAGGACAUCGAACAGAAAAUCGUGCAGGAACUUCGUCACAAGAGAGUAGUGUUUGGCGUAAACUGCAGCCCUUUUCUGCUUGGUGCAGUGAUAGAGAAGCAUUGCAAGGAUGUCGCCCCGGAAGAUGCAGAAAUUGCAGCGAUCCUUCUCAAGUCUAUGUAUGUCGACAACAGCGUCAUGUCCGUGGAUUCAGUCCAAGAUUUGGAAGAGUACAGAGAAAAGUCAACAUCAAUCCUAGCCAGUGCCAUGAUGGAACUCCGUCAGUGGGAGUGGAGUACUGUGGAGGGUACCGGAAUCGGGACCACCACGGUCUGCGGAUUGGUACAUGACAGUGUCGCCAUCCCUCAAGAACUGACCGGAGUAUUAGGGUUGAAGUGGAACAAGAUCCAGGACUGUUUGGGAGUCGACAUACCUAGUGAUGAGGUACCGGAGAAGGUAACCAAGCGUCUCGUGUUAUCUUUGGUACAGAAGUUCUUUGACCCAAUGGGUUAUCUGUGCCCAACCACACUCGUUCCAAAGCUGUUGUUACAAGCGGCGUGUGGUAAGAAUAUCGGAUGGGAUUCAGAGGUGGAGGAGAAUUUGUCCAAGGAGUUCAGGAUUUGGUGGAACGACUCUCCUCAAUUAAAGAAGAUUCACAUCCCACGUCAUGCAUUUGGGAACUCGAGAACUGCUGAGAAUUUGCAGUUUCACACAUUUUGUGAUGCAAGUAGCAAAGCUUACGCCGCCGUCGUAUUCGUGAGGGUGGACGAAGGAGGGGUGGUGCGAGUCCAUUUACUCCAAGCAAAGGCGAGAGUGUCCCCUCUCAAGAAGAUUACCAUUCCCCGACUGGAGCUGUUGGGGUGCCUUAUCGGAUCGAGACUCCGGUCGUCGGUAAUAAAGGCACUGUCCAUGGAAAAUAUCGAGUCAUAUUUUUGUAGCGACUCCAGUACUGCACUAGCAUGGAUACGGAGGAAUGACGAGUGGGGGACAUUUGUCGGUAAUCGUGUGAAGGAGAUUUGUUCGCUGACGAGUCAAUCUCAAUGGAGAUUUGUCCCUGGGGUCAUGAACCCUGCAGACCUGCCAUCGCGAGGAUGCACGCCAUCGCAGUUGGUGAAAAGUCGUUGGUGGGAGGGACCGGAGUGGCUCACUAAACCGCAGCACGAGUGGCCAUCACCACAAGUAGAAUAUGACGAGGAGGAAGUAAGAAGAGAAGUCAAGAAGUGUGUCACGACCAGGAUGCAGGUGGGAGAAGCAGAAAUUCCGUGGUAUCUCACCCGAUACUCAUCUUACACCAGCAAUUUGCGCUUAUUUGCCUGGGUGAUAAGAUUUGUGGAUAAGUGUCGGAAGCGACAUCAAGACCAAGAAGUCAGUGGAUUUCAUCGAGCUGGAGUGAAGAAAUGGGACUUGAGUCAAAAGGAAGUGGACCGGGCGGAGAGGAAAUGGUUCCUCAGGACGCAACAGGAUGCAUUUUCAAAGGAAAAAUCAGCGGUCAUAGCAGGACUCAAGACUGAGAAAGACGAGGAUGGAGUAAUUCGGGUCAAAACAAAAUUGCUAUUCCGUCAAGACACCGAAUAUUUCCGCCGUCCCGUUUUACUACCAAAUUCACAUCCACUCGUGGAGCAGCUUAUUGCGGAGGUGCAUCGCAGCAAUGGUCAUGGUGGUGCACAAUUUCUCAUGGGUCGACUGAGAGAGAAAUGUUGGAUUAUCCAAGGACGCCGAGCUGUGAGGAGUUUUAUUUCGAAAUGCGUGGUUUGCAGAAGGUACAUGUCAAAAUCGUACAUCGUGCAGCCAGCACCACUCCCAGAGAACAGGGUCAAGACCGCCGCAGUGUUCCAAGUUGUUGGGAUCGACUUGGCUGGUCCAAUGUAUUUGGAGGACCAGUCGAAGACGUGGAUGGUCAUCUUCACGUGCGCUAUCUACCGCUGCAUACACUUGGAACUGGUGGACUCCUUGAGCACGGAAGCAUUCUUGUUAGCUCUCUCAAGAUUUAUCAGUCGAAGAGGUCGUCCAUCCACUAUCUACUCCGAUAAUGGGACGAACUUUGUGGGAGCAGACCACAUCAUGAAGAAUAUGGAUUGGGACCGCAUUACAGCAAGAACAAGGGUGCAACGGAUCCAGUAG